CGAAUGCAAGGUACAGUCAUACACAAAUGCACAAGUUAGAGAACUUCAUUAGAGAAAGCUUAAUUUUUUACGAUUGGGCCCACCAAGUACACCAAGAAGAAGAUGGAGCCCAAUGAAGAUGUCAACAUCCUGUUUCUCUGCCAACUUUGAGAACACCUCGAUGAAGGCCAAGAAGUUCAUGCUCAAGACGGAGCGAGAGUCUCUCUCCAUCAAUGAGAUCGCAAUGACCAAGACCUACGCGUACUCGGGCGACAUUGAGCUCAACAUCGAGGUCCCUGAGGAGUUGGCCAAGGUCAACGCUACCUUUAACUCGGAGCUAAAAACAGAAAAAGACAAGAGGAUCAUGUACGAGGAGAGGUUGAUGUGGGGCGUGGACACCAACAUCGUGGUCCAGCCCGGCUUCACUGUCCGUGCUGAGCUGGCCGUCAAGGAGGCCAGCUUUAAUGGGGAGUUUGAGAUGAGCGUCACGUUUGAUGGGGAGGUAAAACUGUAUACACCCCAUGGAAGUAUAAAGUAUCAAACGGACUGUGCACCAAACACUGGAUAUUAUCUCAUUCCACUCCAUGAUAAAGGGGAUUAUAUUUUAAAGGCUGAGCCACCAAAGGGUUGGGGAUUUGAACCUGCAAGUGUUGAGCUCAAAGUUGAUGGAGAAAAUGAUCCUUGCAGCAAAGGGGAAGACAUCAAUUUUAAGUUUACUGGAUUUUCCAUCAUGGGCAUUGUUGCCAGUUUGGGACAAACAUCAGGACCAGCUGAUGUGAAACUAGAUCUGAUAUCUUCUUUAAAGCCUGAUGUCUUACAGUCCACUCUCACAGAUGGGAAAGGAAGCUUUGUCUUCUCCAAUGUGAUGCCAGGAGACUACAAAAUUCUAGCUUCUCAUUCAUCAUGGCAGUUCAGCAAGGGUGAAGUCACUGUACAUGUGAAAAAUGACAAUGCUAAUGUUGGUACAGGACUGACCAUUGGAGGCUAUGAUGUCAGGGGUGAAGUUACAGGAGAUGGCCAGCCCAUGAAGUCUGUCAACUUUGUUUUAUUUUCUCAAAAUAAUCAGCCUACAAAUGUAGUUCAGUGUGAGAAAGGAUCACCCAAAGGUUUUCUGACAAAAGAAUCAAAGUUAACUCCACUUUGUUAUGUGACAUCUAAAGAUGAUGGGAGUUUUGUGUUUCCUGUGGUACCUUCUGGUUCUUAUUUCAUAAUUCCAUUUUACAAAGGAGAGCACAUCACAUUUGAUGUUGAGCCAGAGAAGCUAGAGUUUGAAGUUAGCCAUGGCUCAGUUAUACUGAAGGAAAAGUUUGAAAUUGCUGGCUUCUCUGUUAGUGGGAAAGUGCUUGAUAAAGAAAAUGGAGUGGGGAUUCCUAAAGCUACGAUCAUCAUAAAUGGCAAAGACCAAACCACAAGUGGAUCAGAUGGCUCAUUUAGUCUGGAGAACAUGAAGACUGGGGCCUAUAGGCUGACUGCUAGGGUUGAUAAUGUUGCUUUUGAGGAGAUGUCUGUGGAGAUCACACCCAAGACCCCACAGCUACCAAAUUUAAUUGCUUCAGGCUCUAACCCACUGAUCCUAACCCUCACUGCUAUCCAGCACCUUGCCCUGGGGACUGUGACCACGGACAUCCCUGUGGACGACAUAGUCAUCACCAUCAAGUCCUCUGUGGAUGAUAUCCCAACUGUCCUGGGUCCACUCAAGCCAAACACAACAGCAACAUCAGCAGCCAAAGCUUCAGCUGCCAGUGCUGAUAAGGAAAACAAGAAGCAGCCGACAACAAUAGUCUAUAACUUCUCACACUGGGCCAGGUCUGGUGAGACUCUGACUGUAUCAGCCAAGUCAUCUGAUGUCCUGUUUUACCCCAGCUCUGUUGAUGCUUUUAUCAGUGGUGAUGGGUGUCCAGGGAAGAUUGUUGAUUUGAUUGGUCGUAAAGGAGUGUUUAUUGAGGGUAAAAUAACACCGUCACUUAGCGGUGUCACAGUCACUGUGAGUGAUGAGAGUGGUACUAUGACACCCAUUGUCCUCAUCACAGACAGCCAAGGGAAGUACAGAGUUGGUCCCCUACAUGCUGACAAGAAAUAUCUGGUAGCUGCAGAGAAAGAAGGUUAUGUGAUGUCUAAAGAAAAGGAGGACUCCCUGCUAUUUAGAGCAUUUAAGCUAGGGGAAAUUGCAGUACAGAUGUUGGAUGAAAAAGGUCAGCCUCUGCCCAGUGUCCUUCUUUCUCUGAGUGGUGACCACCAGUACAGGUCCAAUAAUGUGACUGGGACAGAUGGUCACAUGAUUUUCACAGGCCUCAGCCCUGGUCAGUAUUUUCUCCGCCCAAUGAUGAAGGAAUACAAGUUUGAACCAGCCUCACAAAUCAUCAUUGUACAAGAGGGGACAACUGAGAAAAUUAGCAUCAAAGGUGCUAGGGUUGCCUUCAGCUGUUUUGGCAAAGUGACCUCCCUGAAUGGUGAACCUGAGCCUGGCAUCAUCAUAGAAGCUCUGGGCAAGGGUGACUGCAGCGUGUACCAGGAGGAGAGCAAGACAGAGACAGAUGGCUCCUACAGGAUCAGAGGGCUGCAGCCCAACUGUCUGUAUGACAUUCACCUCAAGUCUGGUGAAGUCAACACACACAUAGAGCGUACAGCACCUACUGCAAGACAGGUUCAGGUAUCAACUGCUGAUCUCCAAGACAUCAACAUCAUUGCUUUCCGUCGCAUGAAUCAAAUGGACAUCAGUGGCAAUAUCAGAACAAAUCUGAAAUUUUUACACACUCUCAAGGUGAGCCUAGUCAGUGAAGCCCAACCUGACACACCUAUACAUAUUGUGGCCCUCAGCAAGUCAUCUUUCUUCUUCCUGCCUACACUAGUGAUGGACAAUAAGAUUGUUGUGCUGUCUGCCAUGGUCAAGUUAACACUAGACUUUAUAGCUCGGGGCACAUCAGGAUAUACUCAAAAGAAAAGGGAUGAAACGCUUCCACAGUAUAUCAGAAGGCUGACUCAUUUGUACUUGGAAAACAAAAAUAUUGAUGAUGUUCGCCUGCCUGCAGGAGAACAGUUGUUAUUUGAUCCACGCACACUUAACGCACUCUCUGGUUGUUUGCAAGUUUUAAAUGUGUCUGGGAACCAUCUGACUGACAUCAACGAACUGAGCCAACUUUGCCACCUGAGCAGCCUGAUAGCAGCUGACAAUCUACUGAACGGCAUGAAGGAACUGGCACAGCUCUUGGCUACAUGGACCUCCCUGACUCGCCUGGAUCUCACAGGAGAUCUGCCUCCCUUACGUAGUGCCCCACUAAGGCAGAGAAGUAUUUCCAGUUAUGUCAUGGCAGGUUUACCACCCAAGCAGUUUGAUGACAUCCUAACUAUAUCAAAAACCCAUCAAAAACCUGGAGGUGGUUUACGAAGGCGUUUCAUGUUCCUGGUAAUGCUUCUUCUCUUGCGACUUCCAACAGCUAUGGGAAUUCCAGAAAAAGUAACAUAUGGCGCCUGCAUUGGCACAUUCCCAAACCGAACCUGCGAGGUUUUACGUAGUGAGGAAGGACAAGAUGAGUUUGGACACUUUGCUCCGUUUGGAUACUUUGCAAUAUUCAUUGCAUUAUUAAUUGCGAUGGUGUACGCUGGAUACCAGCGUCGAACGCAGCCAGCAGACUAUGCGCAAAGGAUUCCAAACGUAGGAGCACGGCAAUUCAAUGAUGGGAAUGUUGAACCACUGCCUGCUGAAGACCACCUAUGCGAGCCAAUGAAUGAUAUUAUGCUUGUAUUAGAUGCCUCCAGGAGUAUUGGGCCCAGACAAUUUGAGGAAAUUCUGUUUUUUAUCGUAUCCAUAAUACGAUCAUUUGAGCUAGACAGUCAAUCAGCAAGCUUUGCCAUUCUUAAAUACAGCACUGUUGUGCAUUUUAUCCAUGCCUUUAGCGAUGAGCAGGAGAGAAUUAAUCUGUCGAAGAAAGUCCUAAGCAUCACAUACUCAGGAAAAGAGACAUAUCUCUCAAGGGCUUUGACUUACAUAUUAACCAGAGAUUUGUUCAGCCCCUCUUAUGGCGGAAGAAGAAAAGCUGGAAAAAUAGUCUUCAUUGUAACAGAUGGGGUACCAAGAAAAGAUAGGCCACUAUGCAGAGAAAAAGCAGACCAAUUAAGGCAACUAGGAAUUCAUGUUCAAUGUUUAGGAGUCGGUCUACAAUCAUAUCAAUACUUGGUUGAUAUUUGCGGAAGCGCAGAUAAUGUUUUCAGAGCUGCAAAUUUCAUCCAAAUGCAUGCCCAAAUAACAAGUGUAGUCCAACGCUUAUGCAUGUAGGAUUGUAUUUGAUAUGAUGAACUAAGAGAAUUGGAUGUGUAAACAGAUGUAACUAUACACUGUGAAUAAAAUUUUUGAAAAUAAAAAAAACAUCUGAA
Molecule: messenger RNA, 4350 nt
Organism: Physella acuta
Lineage: Eukaryota; Metazoa; Mollusca; Gastropoda; Physidae
Product: BOS complex subunit NOMO1
Cellular component (GO): endoplasmic reticulum membrane
Molecular function (GO): carbohydrate binding; protein binding
Source: RefSeq, a predicted model, not a curated record